This is a messenger RNA of Panonychus citri (citrus red mite), 2086 nucleotides long. RefSeq names its product 14 kDa phosphohistidine phosphatase-like. Gene Ontology annotation, cellular component: cytosol; intracellular anatomical structure. Gene Ontology annotation, biological process: protein modification by small protein conjugation; macroautophagy; peptidyl-histidine dephosphorylation. The transcript has 6 exons. The record is from RefSeq and is a predicted model, not a curated record. The coding region runs from base 1307 to 1831 and encodes 174 amino acids. NCBI's taxonomy places the organism in Eukaryota, Metazoa, Arthropoda, Arachnida, Trombidiformes, Tetranychidae. Gene Ontology annotation, molecular function: Atg12 transferase activity; protein histidine phosphatase activity.
UAAUUGUCUUACAAAGUUUAAUUUUCUCUUCAUUAACUAUCCAAGUUUAGAACAAUUAGUUAAAUCAUCUAGCGAUUGGAAUAUUUAAUCGAAUCUGCAAAUUAAUCACUGAUUUUGGUGUUCCAACAAUUAACCAACUUAACGUUUUCCUAUUUUUGUUUUCUCGAUCGGAUUUAAUUUGAUUGUUUCAUUUGUGGUUUAAUUUUAGAUUGUUUUUAUAUUUAUUUUCAUAGAUGACCUUGUCUAUUUUUGGCCUACUAAUUGGCGAUGAUUAUGGUUCCGUAAUUAACUGUUUUGAAAGAAAAACAAAUUUUCCGUUGGUUAAAAAUGAGACAGAACUGGUUAUAGAAAUGGUUUCCCUUUCCCUUUCCUUUUCCUGAUUAAUUUUUAUUGAUUCUUUACAAUCAAAGGCCUCAAGAUUUUCACCAUCAAUGGAAACUCAAUGGGAGUUUAAUAAGAAUCAAUUUCCAAUUCAAUUCUUUUAAUUGUUUCAAUCCGAUUGGCAUAAUAUCGAUGAUUUUGAUCUUUAUAGUGACAAUUUUUUGCCAUCUCUUUGAUUUUUCUUUCUGGAAUCAUCUUGCCUUCGAGGAAAAGUAAAUUCCAAGUUAGAAAAUCAAUUAGGAUCCAUUGACUUUUAAAUAUCUGAUUCCUAUGGUAGAUAAUAUAAAUACGCUCAGACUGAAUUAUCUAAAUUAUCAAUUGGAAAUUUGGUUUGGUGGAGAUCGAAAGAUGAGCAUUGAUUAACCUUCAAGCUCUUAAUUGUCGAUUUAAUUGAUUAUAUUCCAACUGAUUUCUCAAUUCUGACAACCUGUAAUUAGCCAGUUAAUAGUUAAUUCUCAACGACGUCACUGGAAAAAAAUAUCAACACUUAUGUAAAGGAAUUAAAUUGACCAUUAACAAUUAAAUUAAUCAAACAAUGAACCUUGACAUGGAAUGGAAUUGGAAAAGUUAUUAAUCGUAUUGAAUUUCAUACGAGUUAAAUUGUUAUUUAACUUUUGUUGAUUAACGUAACAUAAUCGGUAAACUUGUUCACAAUUAUCAUUUAUCAAUCAUGUUAACAAUCAAUGGAUCAUCAAAUGCCAAUGUAAAGUUAAUUGUUACUUUAAUAACAAUUAUGACGUUAAUUGUUAUCAUUAGUUACCUUCCCAGUGUUUCUGGUUUAACUAUGAUUAAAUGUGAUUCUGUGAUCAAAAUAAUUAACGCAAUUUAAUCAACAAUCAGUUAAAUCAUCUUUUCCCUCAUUCCAAUGGUUCCUUAAUUGUUAUCCAAGAGCCUCCCCCUUGUGAGUUGAGAUCAUCUUGUAACUAUGAUUGGGAUUAAAUGUUUACAUUUGAUUCCUUACUUAGGAUUACAACGUUACUCUGUUUUGAUCUGUUCAUUAUUGUUACCAAUUAAUUUGUCUAAACAAUCAUUGGUCUCACAAUUAAGUGGAUUGUCAACAAUUAGAGGUAAAGUGAAAUCAACAACAACAACAACAAUUAGUUCAAAUAAAAUGGAUUCAAUUAAAGAGGUUGAUAUUGAUGAAAGAGGUAAAUUUAAGUACAUUUUGAUUACGGUUAAAGAUGAUUCUGGAGGUGAAAAGUUAAUUGUUCGUGGUUAUCGAGAUUGUGGUUAUCAUGCUGACAUACUGGAACGUGUACAAUCACAAUUAGUUAAAUUUAAUUGUGAUUCUCCGGGUGGUGGCAGAAUUUCCCAUGAUCCAAAUGAGAAAAAGCUUCUUGUCUAUGGAUAUUCAAUGGGUUUCGGUCGUGCUGAUCAUCAGAAAACUGUUGAAAUCUUAAAAAAAUCUUAUCCUGAUUAUACCAUCGAUUGGUCAAAUGAAGGUUAUUAAUCAAGGUGAUUUAUUUUUAAUUCUUUGGCCUCAGGAAGUAAUCAGCUAAUCCAUUACAAUUAAGUGAAAAUUAAGCCUUCCAUAAGCAUAACAAGUAUUGAAAGUGUGUGUGUCUUUUCAAACUGUAUUAAGAUGACAGUUAUUCAGAUAAUUAACUAAUUGUAAUUGAUUGGUUAUCAAAUGUCACAUGGUUAUGAUCACUUGUCAACAAUUUAAAUUGCUGCACAAUCUAAUAAAACUCAUUUGACAUGGGAA